AGCGUGUAAACCAUAGGUUUAGGUUUUUAGUUUGGUGUUGCUGUUACCCUUCAUGGCGCUUACCCUUCAUGAAAUCGAGAAAUAUCUGCGCUGGGAGGGGGGGCCUGCUGCUAGUGCUGGAGAUUUAUGAGCUGAUACAGAGCUGUUGGGCACGUCGUGGCGCCAAUGUGGCUCACUACGAGGAAUUGAGCUCGUUGCUGUCACGUUGGCGGGACUGCUAAGCGGGUAUCUGGCACUGGCACUGGCUCUUGGCUGGGCGUGUUGUAUGAUGGCUGCACCAGCGGUCCUUAGAACUGACCAGCCCGCUCGAGGUGAUGAUCUGUCAACUCCAGCCCUGAGGGCAAACCUCGGGAUCCUGGCGGACUGGGAGGCUGAGCUUGCCCGCAUCCUGCUCUCAGAAGGACAGGGGCACUUGUUUGAAAAUUGGCCUCCACCCCUCAAUGCAGAUGCUGACAAGCAUCGAUUCUUCAAGCAGGUCCAGAAGCUGGACGCCAGCUAUCCAGGGGGCCUCAGGGCUUACAUCAGCAAUGCACGCAAGCUGCUGCAAGAGUCGAGAGACGGGGUGAACCCGUUUGAUGGUUGGACCCCAUCUGUUCCUAGCGGGGAAGUUCUGACCUAUGGCAACACCGCCUUUUCUCGAUAUGAAGCGGAGGGGGUGCGGCAAGCAAACGACGCUGCAUUUGUGCUGGUGGCGGGGGGACUGGGAGAAAGGCUGGGGUACAGCGGUAUCAAGGUGGCUCUUCCCUCCAACAUCGUGACCGAUGCGUCCUUCCUCCAGACCUACGUAGAGAGCAUCCUGGCCCUCCAAGACGCCAGCAACGCAGUUGCAGAGGAUCGUGACGACGGCUGCCAAUGCCUCCCCGGAGUGUGCCCUCCGCAGUGGACCAGCUUCUUCCCAGCACGCACAGUCCCCAGCGGGCCUCGAAGGAUCCCGUUCGCCAUCAUGACGUCAGACGACACGCAUGCCCGCACCCAGAAGCUGCUGGAAGAGCAUGCGUACUUUGGGAUGGAUAAGGACCAAAUCACGCUGAUCAAGCAGGAGAAAGUUGCCUGCCUUGCUGACAACAGCGCUUCUCUAGCCCUGGAUCCAGACGACAAGUUCAGAAUACUGACAAAGCCUCAUGGUCACGGGGAUGUCCACAGCCUCCUCUACUCCUCGGGACUCCUCAAGGACUGGCAAGCAAAGGGCGUAAAGUGGAUCCUUUUCUUCCAGGACACCAACGGUCUCAUAUUCAAGGCCGUCCCCUCCUCUCUUGGCGUCAGCGCCACCCGCAGCUACGACGUCAACUCGCUGGCCGUCCCCCGGAAGGCAAAGGAGGCCAUUGGGGGCAUUACGCGGCUCACGCACAAGGAUGGCCGCAAGAUCGUGAUCAACGUGGAGUACAACCAGCUGGACCCCAUGCUGCGCUCGUCCGGCUACCCGGACGGCGAUGUGAAUGACCCCUCCACGGGGUUUUCACCCUACCCCGGCAACAUCAACCAGCUGGUGAUCAAGCUGGAGUCGUACGUCAAGGAGCUGAGCAAGACCAGGGGCCUCGUGCCGGAGUUUGUGAAUCCCAAGUACAAGGACUCGAGCAGAACCUCGUUCAAGUCACCCACACGGCUCGAGAGCCUGAUGCAAGAUUACCCCAAGAGCCUCAGCCCCUCUGCCGACAUCGGCUUCACUGUUCUGGACGUUUGGCUGGGCUACGCCCCCGUGAAAAACAACCCGGAGGACGCUGCCGCUAAGCUUGCCGCCGGGACCCCCCCUCACAGCGCAACGUCCGGCGAGGCGGCCCUCUACAGGGCGAACUGCCUGAUCCUCCGGGCGGCAGGAGCCAAGGUCGCAGACCCUCGAACUGUACGGUACAAUGACCAGGAGACGGAGAUGUGGCCACGUGUCGUCUGGAGCCCCAAGUGGGCGCUCACGCUUGCUGACGUCAAGGCGAAAGUACGCGGCGCGUCCGUGGAGAUAGCCCAGGACGCUGUUCUAAUUUUGGACGGUCCGGAGAUCUACCUGGAGGCGAUGAAGCUGGACGGGGCGCUGGUGAUCCGGAGCAAAGAAGGCGCAAAGGUCCGGGUUGCCGGCUUGGACGUCCGAAACAAGGGCUGGACCUUCCAGUCCAUAGGCUGGCAAGACCGACGAGAACCUGAGGAGCUACGAGUGCGGGGUUACAAGCUAGUGAAGCGGGAACAGAAGGAGAUUGAAUUCGACAAGCCAGGAGAGUUUGUCGUCUCUCACUGACCAAGAAGAGAAAGGGAGAGACACAAGAAAGCAUAAAAGGGCUUCGGUGGGCCUUCUGCGGAAACCCCCGACAGACUUGCAGGAAAGCUAAGCGACGGGUCUAGCAUCCAGAUAAUUCGACUUCGCUUCUCAAAAUCAGGUCUGGCACCCCACAAUUUUGUAGAUAAUUGACAUGGUCUACCGUGCGCAUAACUAGGUGAUCAGAGGCGGCCAAUGUUGAGUUGACAAUACUUUUGUUCGAUCAUCGGGCUGCUAAAUCUCUGCAUGUGGCGACGACCGUCCUUUCUAAGGAAACUUGCCAUAAUGCAUGUGCAAACUUUAA
Molecule: messenger RNA, 2546 nt
Organism: Klebsormidium nitens
Lineage: Eukaryota; Viridiplantae; Streptophyta; Klebsormidiophyceae; Klebsormidiales; Klebsormidiaceae
Source: the annotation of a GenBank genome assembly